AUUCACUAAAUUUUACGUGUAUCUACAUUAAAAAUGACAUGUUAAACUCUUUUAUAAUUUUCGCAAUAUCAGUACAUUUUAACAUGUAUCAGGUUAAUGCUUUAUCUAGUAGUUUACCCAAUUAAUAGUUAUUAUGAAAAGUUUAAUGUUGUUACCUUAUAAGUUGCGAUACGAUUAUGUAAAUAUUUUUACAAUAUCAGUACAUAUAACGUAUAACUCUUUAUAAUAAUAGGAUUAUGUAGAGUCAAAGAUGAUAGCUGAGAAAGAGAUGUUAAACUGUGGGAAGGAGGGUAUGGAGGUGGUGACAUUAUGUUGCGGUCUUGUGGGUGGAGACACUUACUUACCUUAUACCCCAACAAGUACUGCCUUAUUCUUGUCACUGCUGACUCGAGAGAAAAGUCUCUAUAAUUCACUCAAGUUUCUAGAAGAGCUUAUAGGAAAAGUGCCAAUUGUACAUAUUGAAGAUGUAUGUGAAGCUCACUUGUUCUUCAUGAAAGCUGCAGUCAAUGGCCGUUUCUUGUGCGCUAGCUCCUUUGUUUCUUCUGCAGAAAUUGGCUGUUAUUACCAACAGAAUUAUCCUGAGUUUAAUCUCAACCAAGAGUAUUUGAACGACCCCAAUAGAGAAAUCAAAUGGAGAUCGAAAAAGCUUGUUGACAGCGGUUUCGUGUACAAGUAUGGGAUGAAGGAGAUAUUGGAUGAUAGUGUUAGUAGUGCCAGGAAGAAUGGCACCUUUCAGCAACAAUGAAGCACCUCAUGCAUUAAGAGGCGGAUUCAGAAUUUACAAUUUAUAGGUUCCUGUAACAAUCUCAAAUUUAUAUACAAUAACAACUAAGUUCACAGUUUCAUUUUUAUAGACAUUUAAUGAAUUUCUAUAUAUA
This is a messenger RNA of Nicotiana attenuata, 878 nucleotides long. Its product is annotated as anthocyanidin reductase ((2S)-flavan-3-ol-forming)-like. Bases 251 to 745 code for a protein of 164 amino acids. Lineage: Eukaryota; Viridiplantae; Streptophyta; Magnoliopsida; Solanales; Solanaceae. The record is from RefSeq and is a predicted model, not a curated record. Gene Ontology annotation, molecular function: oxidoreductase activity, acting on the CH-OH group of donors, NAD or NADP as acceptor. The transcript is spliced from 2 exons.